AUGGAUCCACUGCUGCUGCUGCUGGUGCUGCUGUGGAGCACAGGAGUCCAGGCUGAAGAAAAACAUCACUCAACAGAGUUUGCCAGGCUGGUGAGAGGAGCCAGUCGCUGUGCAGGAACACUUGAGAUAAAACAUCUGGGAGAGUGGAGACCCAUAGACAAGUCUGACUGGACAUUAAAGACAUCAGCUAUAUUCUGCGAACAUCUGGACUGUGGCUCUGCUGUUUCUGUAGAAGAGAGAAAAGAGUCUGCAGGCAGAUCUGUGUGGAUGAUCAAUUCUGACUGUGCUCAGUCUGGAGCUGCUCUGGGAGAGUGUGUAAUAUCAGGAUCCUCCUCCUCUAUAGUGGAUUUCACUUGCUCAGACUCUGUCAGGCUGCUGAAUGGUUCCAGUCUGUGUUCAGGCAGACUGGAGGUGAAGUCUAACCAGAGCUGGUCCUCAGUGUGUGAAGCUGACUUUGACCAGCAGGGUGCAGAGGUGGUCUGUAGGGAGCUCGGCUGUGGGCCUCCUUCGGUCCUCCAGGGGGCGCUCUAUGGAGAAGUGGAGGCUCCAGUGUGGAGCAAAGAGUUGCAGUGUGGAGGCCAUGAGUCUGCUCUCCUGGACUGUAGAAGCUCAGGCUCAGCUAGAAACAGCUGCUCACCUGGCAAAGCUGUUGGACUCACUUGCUCAGAGCCUGAUGAUGUCAGGUUGGUGGGAGGAGCCAAUCGCUGUGCAGGUAUACUGGAGGUGAAACAUCAGGGAGGAUGGAGACCACUGUGUGCCUCUGAUAAUUCCUGGAUGCUGAAAGAAGCAGCUGUUUUCUGUGAACAUCUGGACUGUGGCUCAGCUGUUUCUAUAGAAAAGGCAGACUUCUCACGCUUAGCUCAUGCAUGGUCGAUCACACCUGACUGUGUUCUGUCCAGAUCUCCUCUGAGGAAUUGUGCAACAAGAAAACAUUAUUCUUACCAAAUCCUUAAACUCAUCUGUUCAGACUUGCUGGUUCAGCCCAUCAUCCAGGCAUCCUCCAUGGAUGGGGUCUCUGAGGCCCAGGAGCAGGGGCUUACAGUAUCCAGGCACUCCAACUUCACCAUCAGCUGCUCCAUCCAGCCACAAUACUCAGGAGGCUCCUUCCAGCUCACCUUCACCUCCUCCAGCACAACAUACAGCUACAGCCAGCCAGCUGUCAAUCACUCUGCCCACUUCCUGUUUCCUGCUGCAGUGCCCGCCCACCAAGGAAACUACAGCUGUGUUUAUCACAUCUACGUUUUCUCUCAUAACUUCUCCUCCGAGAGCCGCCAGCUGUCUGUUGCUGUUUCAACUCCAGCAGCUCCAACAGUUCAUACCAUCACAGGAGUCGUCCUGCUGCUGAUUCUCCUGAUUGUGAUUACUGCCCUUUAUUUCUGCUGGAAGGCCAGCAGGGAGCAGACGCUGAGCAGAAAGGGGAACACUGACGUGGUUUACUACAACUACAGUGAUCACGGAGAAGGAGGAUCAGCUGAAGAUGAAAGUCGCCAGGGAGGAGAGCAGGACCUCAAAGAAGCUCAUCUCAAAUCCAAUUGA
Neolamprologus brichardi is the source of this 1536-nucleotide messenger RNA. NCBI's taxonomy places the organism in Eukaryota, Metazoa, Chordata, Actinopteri, Cichliformes, Cichlidae. The record is from RefSeq and is a predicted model, not a curated record.